Messenger RNA from Drosophila takahashii, 349 nucleotides. Its product is annotated as glycine, alanine and asparagine-rich protein. Lineage: Eukaryota; Metazoa; Arthropoda; Insecta; Diptera; Drosophilidae. The record is from RefSeq and is a predicted model, not a curated record.
AUGAAGUUCCUGGCAAUCUGCAUUUUUCUGAUCUUCGCCCUGGUGGCCGUCCAGGCCUAUCCUGGUGGAGGUGGCGGUGGGGCCAGUGCCGUGGCAAAUGCCAACGCCCAGGCCACCAGCUAUGGAGGUCCAGCUUCCGCCUCUGCCGAAGCAAAUGCUGUCGCUAACGCCUCCGGCGGAGGAGGAGGCGGCGGCCGUGGAGGUCAUGGAGGCCAUGGACGAGGAUAAUUCCAAAGUGAAAUCACAAGUGGACUGUCCAACAGAGAUCACGCCCACAGACGGGCCUUCUUUCUUUGAGAUAUACCGAUACCGAUUUAGAUAUUAAAAUGCAAAGAUUUGUUUUCGGAAA